Molecule: messenger RNA, 2367 nt
Organism: Episyrphus balteatus (marmalade hoverfly)
Lineage: Eukaryota; Metazoa; Arthropoda; Insecta; Diptera; Syrphidae
Gene: AkhR
Product: adipokinetic hormone/corazonin-related peptide receptor variant I
Exons: 8
Coding region: 818-2038 (406 amino acids)
Biological process (GO): G protein-coupled receptor signaling pathway
Cellular component (GO): membrane
Molecular function (GO): G protein-coupled receptor activity; peptide binding; adipokinetic hormone receptor activity
Source: RefSeq, a predicted model, not a curated record
UGGUGCGGGUGGUGAGGUCGUCCGACUAUCUACUCUCUUAUCUCUUAACGUACCUACAUCUAUAAUCUCAUAGACAAUUAUAUUGCUGGUAUUUAACAAAAACAGAAACAACAGCGUACAGCAUAAGAUUUCGAUUAUCUGGUGCUGAAUUAAAUCAAUUUUAGUCAAAGAAUCCGCUGGAUCGGCUGAUCAUCAUCAACGGAAAAAUGUGCUAGUUUUAUUAUAUUUUUUGUUAUAAGUUUUAAAUUCGAACAAAACACAAAGUGAUGCUAUUUAUCGGCAAAAUUUAUUAUUAUUAUUAUUUGUAAAAUGUAAAAACAAUAUAUAGAUUUAAUUUCAUGUGCAAUUGGAAUAGUGAAAUAAUUAUACACCACAAAAAUAGCAUUUUCAAAACUUCCUCUUCAAUUCGAACUACGAACAAAUACCGGAAGCAUCUCUGAUAAACAUUAAGAUUCUUUUGUGAAUCUUUUUGAAAUAGUGCUAAAUAAUAGAAUUAAGAGAUAUUUUUAUUUGGUGUGGAUAUUUAAAAAAGAAACUCGUAUGCAAUUAUAUUGUUCAUCUCUUAAUCGGCUGAUGGCGAAAACAGCUCAACAGCACAAAUCAACAUAUAAUAAAUAUUAAAAUUAAGUUGUUCUCCCGUGCGUUCGAGCUAGAAUACUACAGAUAAUACUCAAACGAUCUACAUUUCAACACAUUGUUAAGUUCCCGCAGCAGCCACCGCCGCCGCAACUUGCUAUUAGCUCUAUUUGUUUAAGCUUAUAUUGUACAAAUGAAUAAACAAUAAGUUCAAACAUUCAACUCAAAGUAAAAGAUCAAGAUGCCUAACGCUGAAGCAAUUGAGAAUAUUUACGACCAUCGGACCUUGACUGAAUGGUCAGAGGUUGACACGGCAAAAGAACUUCAUUUGCCGAAUAAUAUGGUCUUCAAUGAUGGCCAUCGUUUAUCAAUCAUUGUUUAUAGCAUUCUAAUGGUCAUAUCGACCAUUGGAAAUACGACAGUUUUGGUUUUGUUGACAAAGCGCCGUCUGCGGGGGCCAUCUAGAAUUGAUAUCAUGCUGAUGCAUUUGGCUAUCGCUGAUCUUUUGGUAACUCUUUUACUCAUGCCUUUAGAAAUUGCCUGGGCAUAUACUGUAACUUGGAAUGCGGGUGAUUUUAUGUGUCGUUUGAUGAGUUUCUUUAGAACUUUUGGGCUAUAUUUAUCGAGUUUUGUUUUGGUUUGCAUAUCAAUUGAUAGAUUCUAUGCUGUUUUGAAACCAUUGAAUCUUUCAAGUUCGAGAGGAAAAGUUAUGCUAAGCUUUGCAUGGAUGGGUUCGAUUAUAUGUAGUGCUCCGCAAGCUAUAAUCUUUCAUCUGGAAAGGCAUCCGAAAAUUGUCUGGUAUGAGCAGUGUGUAACAUUUCAUUUUUUCAAAGAUGAAUUUCAUGAAAUGUGCUAUCAGAUAUUGGGAAUGUUGGUAAUGUACGCUUUGCCUUUGGUAAUAAUACUAUUUUGUUAUACCUCAAUUUAUGUGGAAAUUUAUCGGAAGAGUAAGCGAUUCAUAAAAGGCACAGAUAAAUUUCGUCGAUCGAACGAUGAUGUCUUAGGACGAGCAAAACGUCGAACACUUAAAAUGACUGUGAUAAUUGUGAUAGUUUUUAUUGUCUGCUGGACACCUUAUUACAUUAUGUGCAUGUGGUGGUGGUUGGAUAAGGAAUCUGCCCUUAAAGUUGAUCAACGUAUUCAGAAGGGACUAUUUUUGUUUGCAGUAACAAACUCCUGUAUGAAUCCAAUUGUUUAUGGUGCCUUCAAUAUCCGAGGAAGGGAACAAAGUUAUAAUAGAUCGGUUAACAAUCGUCAGACAACACUAUCAAAGCGAUUCAAAGAUACACAACAGUUUAGAAAUGGCAGGGGUAUUUCAUCGAAUAGUAUGACUGUGGACGAUUCGCUGACCACAAUUAUACCACCGCCACAGCAAACUUCAUUGGAAUCAACAACGACAGCAACAUCAUCACCUGAAACUAAACUCACUGUUUGCAUAAGCUUUCGUUUUCAGUUGUGGUGACUCCAUUGAACUUCCUAAUCUACAAAGCCAUAAUAGCUCAUAUCACCAAAGCACAGAUCUUCAAUAAAGCAUUGUCAGCGCUAAAUUAUAUAGUUUGUGUGUAUGUGUGUGUGUGUGUUUAAGUUUUGUACAUUAUAAAUUAUAAGAUUAGUAAAGGAAUUUUAUUUAUAUAUAAGAUUUUACUAAUAUAAUUAUUAUUGGAUGUACACGUUCCUAAGAUAUUAUAAUAUGAAUUAACUAAUUUUAAAAUCUGCAUCAAUGUAUAUUUCUUUGUGUCAUAACUAUUUCAAAAUAUUCACGCUCAUCGAAAAUAAAGACCUUAAGUUAAA